AUGUUCAUGCGGAGCGGAUGGGUCUCGGAUGCCCCAUUCACGCUCAGCGGAACGAACAUAUCCGAAUGCACCAGCUACGUUUAUCUGGGUCGGGAACUGAACAUGAUGAACGACCUGACCCCCGAGCUGGGCAGGAGGAGACGAGCGGCUUGGGGAGCGUACAAGGGCAUCGAGGAUGUAGUGAAGAAGACCAAGAACACCCGGCUCCGUGCUCACCUCUUCAACACCACCGUACUUCCUGCUUUGACCUAUGCUUCGGAAACCUGGACAUUUCGCAAGCAGGAAGAAAACGCGGUGAGCGUCAUUGAACGUGCAAUUGAGAGAGUGAUGCUAGGAGUAUCUCGUUUCGCGCAAGUGAGGGACCGGAUUCGAAGUUCUCUCCUACGUCAGCGAUCGAAGAUUAGAGACGCCGCCGCGUUUGCCAAGGAAAGUAAAAUUAGGUGGGCCGGACACGUGAUCCGCUUUAAUGACAACCGUUGGACCAGAGCCGUGAGCGACUGGGUUCCCCGCGAUAUUAAGCGCACUACAGGAAGACCGCCGACCCGAUGA
This is a messenger RNA of Necator americanus (New World hookworm), 549 nucleotides long. RefSeq lists its product as uncharacterized. The record is from RefSeq and is a predicted model, not a curated record. The coding region runs from base 1 to 549 and encodes 182 amino acids. Lineage: Eukaryota; Metazoa; Nematoda; Chromadorea; Rhabditida; Ancylostomatidae. The transcript has a single exon.